AUGGGCAGAGCUCCAUGCUGUGCUAAGGAGGGGUUGAAUAGAGGAGCUUGGACUGUUGUGGAAGACAACAUUCUCACAGAUUACAUCCAAACUCAUGGUGAAGGGGGGUGGAGGAGCAUUCCUAAGAAUGCAGGUCUUAAGAGAUGUGGAAAGAGUUGCAGACUGCGGUGGUUGAACUAUCUGAAACCCGACAUCAAGAGGGGCAACAUAUCCCAUGCGGAAGAGGAUCUCAUCAUCAGGCUUCAUAGGCUCUUAGGCAACAGAUGGUCCAUGAUAGCAAAGAGACUUCCAGGCCGCACAGACAAUGAAAUCAAGAAUUACUGGAACACCAACUUAAGAAAGAAAGUAAAAGGCAAGGAAUCCAACAAGGUUGAUGAACCAGCUGGAGUCAUUCGGACCAAGGCAUUUAGGUGCACUGGGGUUUUCAUCCCUCCACAGCCCCCCAAAGAGGAGACUGCUACUCUUGACACAAUGGUGGUGCCAGAAGAACCCUCCAUGAUGAACCAAGAUUUGGUGAAUAAUGCAGCAACAUCUUUGGAAUCACAAUCUAAUGAUGGGGCCUUGUCCAUGGCUGUGCCAGACAUGAAUUCAUCCGAUUUCUCUAUGAACUUUGAUAUUGGAGAUCAUUCCCCAACUGAUAUCUUUGAUUCUGAGUUUUGGAAGGCAUGCAACCUAGACAAUGUCCUGGAAGAAGGGAGUACCAGUGGUGAUACAAAUGACCCAUGGCCUUCUUCAGACCAGUUUCUUAUGUUCUCUGAUGAGAUGAUCAAGGAUUGGAUAAAAGAUGAUUGA
Vitis vinifera (wine grape) is the source of this 792-nucleotide messenger RNA. Its product is annotated as transcription factor MYB1. Lineage: Eukaryota; Viridiplantae; Streptophyta; Magnoliopsida; Vitales; Vitaceae. The record is from RefSeq and is a predicted model, not a curated record. The coding region runs from base 1 to 792 and encodes 263 amino acids. The transcript has 3 exons.